Messenger RNA from Symbiodinium natans, 1038 nucleotides. Lineage: Eukaryota; Dinophyceae; Suessiales; Symbiodiniaceae. The record is from the annotation of a GenBank genome assembly.
AUGUCCGCUGAAAUGGGGAAGACCGCUGUGGGCUACGCUCCCGUGGAGACUGCUGGCAAGAUGGUCAUAGGUGCCUUCGACGAUGACGAGGACGACCUGGAGGGUGCGAAGGUUGUGACAGCACCUCCACCUCCAAAGGUGGAUCAGGCUGACUUGCCGCUGAGACAAGUGGCCUUUGCCGUCGGCCUCUAUGCGGCUUGCUCAUCCACUCUGCUGCUAAUCAACAAGGUGGCGAUGAGUUUCGUGCCCGACGCCUCCUUCAUCCUCUUCUGCCAGUUUGUAUCCUCGUCGCUCACGGUGAGGUUCCUCAAGUGUGCUUCUCCGGACACGGACAUUGAGCUGAUCCGCUGGGAGAAAGCGCGCCCUUUCUUCCUCGCGUGCUUGGUCUUUUUCUUGUGCCUCCUGGCCAAUACUCAAGCACUGAAGUCCGUGAACGUAGAGACGGUCAUCGUUGCACGAUCAUGCUCGCCAAUUGCAGUCUCAGUCUUAGAGCAUUUCACCUUGGGUAGGGCCUUGCCGAACACGCCGGGACUGCUCUCACUGCUGGCCAUUGCUGGCGGAGCCGUUAUGUACGUAGUAACCGACCAGGGCUUCCAAAUCGAAGGCUACACUUGGCUGCUCCUCUACUUCGUGUUCAUAGUGGUGGAGAUGGUUUUCGUGAAGUUCGUUGUAGACACAAUCCCCAUGUCGACUUGGACCCGUGUCUACUACAACAACACGCUGUCCAUCCCCAUGGUGCUGGUCUCGUCAGUGCUUACCGGCUUCGGCGCCUUCGCGCAGGUGGAAUGGGGGGUGGCUCACGUUGUGAUGGUGGCGCUUUCCUGCGUGGUGGGUGUUGCUAUUUCCUACGCAGGGUUCAACCUGCGCAAAGCGGUGUCUGCAACGUCCUUCACCGUUAUCGGCGUCCUAUGCAAGCUCCUGACUGUCCUUCUCAACGACACGGUCUGGAACAACCAUUCCAACUUCAUGGGCCACCUGGGCCUGCUUGUGUGCAUCGCCGCAGGCUUCGCCUACGAGCGGACAAAGGUGCUGAAGUAG